UCCCAUCCCUCUAUAAAACUAGGCCCCUCUCCCAUCGAGCUAGCAAGAUCUCUCCUCUUGGUAGAAAUGGCUAAACCUCGGAAGCCGAAGACCAACGAAGACCAGAGAGCGGAUAAUUCAGAAGCAGUGGUUCGUCACCAGAAGCUCUGUCUCAAUAUCGACAUGGACAAGCGCCAUGUCUACGGUUACACUGAGCUUGAAAUAGUGGUACCUGAUAAUGGAGUAGUUGGGUUGCAUGCGGAUAAUUUGGCUAUUGAGAGAGUUACAGUUGAUGGGGAGCCUGCGUUAUUCGAAGUUUUCCCGCAUUAUCAGGCUUUAGACAGUGAAAACAGAUGGUGCGGAGUGUCUUCAGCUACUUCAGCUGCUGAUGCUGCAGGUUCUGUUUACUUAUCAUCGCUUGAAAGAGAAUUGGUUCCUAAUUUGCUCAUCAUGUGUUCCAAGUCCAUCAAAUCAGUGUCAGAGGAGCAAGGGCAACAGAAUUCAGAAAGCGGGUUGCAUUCGCCAGAAGAAACCGAUCAGAAUGUUAAACUGGUUCGGGUUGACUAUUGGGUAGAGAAAGCUGAUACAGGAAUUCAUUUUGGGGAUAACAUCCUACACACUGAUAAUCAGAUAAGGCGUGCACGCUGUUGGUUUCCUUGUCUGGAUGACAGUUCUCAGCGCUGCUGCUAUGACCUGGAGUAUACAGUCGCCAACAAUUUUGUGGCAGUUAGCAAUGGAAAGUUGCUUUAUCAGGUCUUGAGCAAGGAUGGCCUUUGUAAAACAUAUGUUUAUGGGCUAAAUGUUCCAGUUGCUGCUCGGUGGAUUUCUCUUGCGGUUGCACCAUUUGAAGUCUUUCCUGAUUGCUACAGUGGUCUUCUAUCGUACAUGUGUUUGCCUGCUUAUCUAUCAAAGUUGCGUCAUACUGUUGGAUUUUUCCACAGCGCAUUCAGCCAUUAUGAGGAAUACCUUUCUGCAUCAUUUCCAUUCGGGUCAUACACCCAAGUUUUUAUUUUUCCUGAGAUGACAAUAUCCUCAACGAGUUCAGGUGCCUCCCUGACAAUCUUAAGUACUCAAGUUCUCUAUGAUGAGAAGGUUAUUGAUCAGAUCAUAGAGACCAGGAUUAAACUUGCCUUUGCCCUGGCAAGGCAGUGGUUUGGUGUAUAUAUUACUCCAGAGGAACCUAAUGAUGAGUGGUUAUUGGACGGUCUUGCCGAGUUUCUGAGUGAUUCAUUUAUUAAGCGAUUUCUGGGUAACAAUGAAGCACGGUAUCGGCGAUUCAAGGCAAAUUGUGCUGUUUGCAGAGCUGAUGAUAGUGGUGCAACUGCUUUAAGCUACUCUGCUUCUUCUAAGGAUCUAUACGGAACCCAGUGUAUUGGUUUAUUUGGAAAAAUACGAUCUUGGAAGUCUGUGGCAGUCCUUCAAAUGCUGGAAAAGCAGAUGGGACCUGAGUCCUUCCGCAAAAUUUUGCAGACAAUUGUUUUACGGGCUCAAGAUACAACUCGUCCCUUAAGAACUCUUAGUACAAAGGAGUUUCGGCAUUAUGCCAAUAAAAUUGGGAAUCUGGAGCGUCCUUUUCUGAAAGAAUUUUUCCCUCGUUGGGUGGGAUCUUGUGGUUGUCCAGUGCUGAGGAUGGGAUAUUCCUAUAGCAAACGAAAAAAUAUGGUCGAACUGGCUGUAAUGCGGGGAUGUACUGCUACAUCAGACUCCAUUGCAACUGUUGCUAAUGGUAAUCACGACUCCGAGAACAAAGAAGGUGCUGUUGGGUGCCCUGGUAUGAUGAGCAUAAGGGUUCAUGAACUUGAUGGCAUGUAUGACCAUCCUAUUUUACCAAUGGCUGGAGAACCUUGGCAGCUGCUGGAGAUACAAUGUCAUUCAAAGCUUGCUGCUAAACGCUUUCAAAAGCCGAAAAAAGGUUCCAAACCUGAUGGCUCUGACGACAAUGGUGAUGCCGUGUCCACCCUUGACAUGCGACCGAAUGCUGAUUCCCCCCUGCUGUGGCUCAGGGCAGACCCGGAAAUGGAGUAUCUUGCUGAAAUUAACUUCAACCAACCAGUACAGAUGUGGAUAAAUCAGCUGGAGAAGGACAAAGAUGUUGUUGCUCAGGCACAAGCAAUCUCAAUGUUAGAGGCAAUGCCACAACUUUCAUUUUCUGUCGUUAACGCGCUGAAUAAUUUCCUUACCGAUGCACAGGUUUUCUGGAGAGUCCGGAUUGAGGCGGCAUUUGCAUUAGCUCAUACAGCAACUGAGGAAACUGAUUGGGCUGGCUUACUUCAUCUGAUUAAGUUCUACAAAAGCCGUAGAUUUGAUGCAAAUAUUGGACUCCCCAAGCCAAAUGACUUUCAUGAUUUCCCAGAAUACUUCGUACUUGAGGCUAUCCCAAAUGCCAUAGCAAUGAUCAGAUCAGCAGACCAGAAAAGCCCAAGAGAAGCUGUUGAGUUUGUUUUACAACUUUUGAAGUAUAAUGAUAACAACGGGAAUCCCUACUCUGACGUGUUCUGGGUCGGUGCAUUGGUGGAGUCCAUUGGUGAACUUGAAUUUGGGCCGCAGAGCAUUCCCUAUUUAUCAUCUCUUCUUAAGCGCAUCGACCGGCUUUUGCAAUUUGACAGGCUUAUUCCAAGCUACAAUGGUAUCUUGAUGAUAAGCUGCAUCCGGACAUUAACUCAAGUCGCACUGAAGCUUUCUGAAUUUGUCCCCCUCGAUCGCAUGAUUGAACUAAUUAAACCAUUUCGGGAUUCUAAGACAAUGUGGAAAGUCAGAAUUGAAGCAAGCAAAGCUCUCAUUGAUCUCGAGUUCUACCGUAAUGGCAUUAAUGCAGCAUUAACGCUGUUCAUCAAGUACUUGGAAGAAGAGACAUCCUUGAGAGGGCAGGCAAAGUUGGGUGUCCAUGUUACACGACUUUGUCAGAUAAGAAGUGGAUCAGAUCUUGUUGAUGAUGUGAAGAGUGAAACUCUUGUGUCUCUACUUCGUUUGCUUGAAAGUUCUAUGGCAUUCAACAAUGUUGUUCUUCGACACUAUUUGUUUUGCAUUUUACAAGUUCUUGCAGGAAGGCCUCCAACGCUUUAUGGAGUCCCAAGAGAUGUAACACUGCUACUGGGCGCAGAGACGUUCAGUGAACUGAAAAAAAUGUUUGCAUUUUUUAUUGUCAAUCAAUCCAAGUCUCCGGAGCAUCCCAUAGAUGCCACCCACUUAUUUCCUUUGGAAUCUACCGGAGAAAUCGCAAACCCAUCACAUUUGGAGCCUACAUGGGAAAUUGCUAACCCAUUGCUUAUGGAGCCCAUAGGGGUAAUCCCUAGCCCUUUACAUAUGGAGCCUACAUGCGAAAUCCUUAACCCAUCACAUGUGGAGCCUACUGUCGAUAUCCCUACUGUAGAGCCUGAUAUCCCUACUGUAGAGCCUACUGUCGAUAUUCCUACUGUAGAUCUCUCUAACCCAUCACAACCAGAUCCUGUGGUGAACAUUCUUAACCAAUCACAACAGGACCCUGCUGUGGACAUCCUUAAACUGCCACAUCCUGAGCCUCCUUUGCAUUCUCCGAACUUGUCACAUGAUGGUUUAGUUAUUCCUGAAGUUUCCAAGGGAGCAGAUACUGUUUCAAACAGUCGUGAAAGGGGUAAGCCAGUGGUUAAGAUUAGGGUCAAACACUCUGCAGCAUCAAGUAAAGCAGAGGAUGCGGAUAAUGCAACUGUUGAAAAAUCUCUGGGUGGGCCCAGCAGUUCUGUUUCUGUUGAUGCACCCCAAAGAAACUUUGCCGAUGCGGUGAGCACAAGCUAUCAAAACUUUGAGGAAGUCAACUCAUGUCACGAUCGUGAAUCCAGGAUGACCGCCAGCAUAGGAAGUGCCAAACUCGCAAGUGAAGGUGAUGAACUUGGAAAGGAACUCCAGUGUACUGCAGAUUCGAGCAAGGUUUCUUCACCCAACGUUGAAAAGGAUGACAGAGGGGCAAAAAUGCAAAAAUAUGCAAGUCUUCAAACCCUUUUUGUUGCCAAACACGAUCUCGAUAGUGUUUCCUUGGUCAUGGCAGAAACUUAUUCGCAAGGGAAAGAGAAACAGAAGAAGAAGAAAAAGAAAGACAAGGAAAAGAAACGGAAACGGGAUGAUCCAGAGUAUUUGGAGCGGAAACGGUUGAAGAAGGAGAGGAAGCAGAAGGAAAAGGAAAUGGCAAAGGCAUCUUCUUUAGUAGAGUUGCAGAGUACAGAAGGGAAAUUGCAAACGAAUUUGGUGACAGCUAGUGAGAUGCAGCGUAAAGAAGGUGAAAUUGAAACUGGGUUAAUGAUGGCGAGUCGAGAGGCCAAAUCAUCAACUGUAGAGUUGCAGUUGAAACAGGGAGAAGGGCAGUUGAAACAGGGUGAAGGAGGUGUUGCGAAGGUGAUAAUUAAGAGAAUGGAUAGCCGGUGUGACCCAUCGGAAGCUACUAGUUCUUCUCACAAAUUUCGGAUUAAGAUUAAAAAUCGAACGCUGGACAAUAAAUCACAGGGAAUGUAAUUUUUCUUCCUAUGGGAAGAUAUUUCCAGUGAGUUGUUAUUUCCCGGCAUGUAGGGUUAUGUUUUAUGUAUGUUGUGGAGGAAGAAUUGCUUGUAUUGAUGCCUAUUAUUAUUGAUCUAUCUGAGGAGAUUUUAUCCGA
This is a messenger RNA of Rhododendron vialii, 4600 nucleotides long. RefSeq names its product transcription initiation factor TFIID subunit 2. Gene Ontology annotation, biological process: transcription initiation at RNA polymerase II promoter. The record is from RefSeq and is a predicted model, not a curated record. The coding region runs from base 67 to 4461 and encodes 1464 amino acids. Lineage: Eukaryota; Viridiplantae; Streptophyta; Magnoliopsida; Ericales; Ericaceae. Gene Ontology annotation, cellular component: transcription factor TFIID complex. Gene Ontology annotation, molecular function: transcription cis-regulatory region binding; zinc ion binding; metallopeptidase activity. The transcript is spliced from 25 exons.